CCGUCAAGUUAUUGAUAUUUUAGCCCGCAGCCGGCUAAGUCGAACCUAGGCUUAUCACGACACGGGAAGUCGAACGCGUGUGUGCGUGGUGGUUUUGUUCUGCGGAAAAGACCUUGGAACGAAGCGAAGAAAGGUCAACAGUUAAGGAACCGCGGCGUUUGGGAAGUGAAAAGAGGGAAUAACGAGGAACUCUUUCUGACUCUAAUUAAUCACGCAGCAUCUGGCGACGCGAAUUCCGUGGUGAAAAUAAGCGGUUGAAGUCAUCGGCAAUUUUAUCGGUGCCCGGAUUUGAGUGAACUCGAUUAGAAGAAAGGCUCGAGAUGAUCAGAAUUAUAUUUCUUUUGGUGACUGCCGCACCUGUGCUUCUGCUGGCCGGCCGGAUUCAGUUGGUUAACCUCAGCCCGGAGGAAGCGCAGAAAUACAUCACACAGCAGAGCUUGGAUUUGCGCUAUGCCAAGAAGCUCGGUGAACACCCGUUGGGUUACUUCAGAAACAUUCCGGAUCCGUCAGCGGCUAAAUUUUACUACCAGGGACGAGCGAUAGACAAUCCCGUAGAUUAUGUGGAGGAAGGGUAUGAAGCGUCUCAAUUUCAUGGACAGGACGGACUAGGCCGAGCUAUGUUCGGUUAUACUGAUUACAACCAGGCACGUUUGGAGGCACGUAGUGCGAAUGGAGAGGUUCGAGGUUCAUACCAGUACAUUGACCCCUUCGGUCAGGAAGUUGUAGUGCAGUACUGGUCCGAUAGUUUGGGUUUCCACCAGAUCGACAACCGACCCGAAGUGGUGCUAGAGCCAGUGACGGAAACUCCGGAGGUUAGAGAAGCUCGAAUCGCCCAUUUGAAAGCUUGGGAGGAGGCCGCCAAUUUGGCGCGUUCCGCUCGUCCGGUAUCUAGUGUUGUUCGUCCUAUUAACAACGGCGUUGAGGAUGAUGAGGACGAAGUGGUUGGUGCUCUCUCCAAUCAGCACCAGAGUCUGGUUCGCUAUCCUAGUCUACCGUAUGAUAAACACAUUUCAGCAGAGUCUUCACCAGCAUCCUCUAAUGAUGCGGUAGUGGUGGAAGCGCAGCGCAAUCUCAAGAAACGUCAAAACCCAGAGAGCAGUGUGGGAUCAAAUCAAGACGAGGAGGAACCACAGUACGACCCAAAGGGAUUCUUUUACAGCUUCGAAUACCCGGUGUUCAAUAUCGUACCAGCCGAUGAAGCCAAGGCACGUUCACAAAGUCCGAAAAUAAAACGCUCCAUUCCGGAGGUCGAAAGCAAGGAAGAAAGUACACCUACAGUUACUGUGGCUGCUGAGGUCGAAACUCCGGUUGAAUUACCGGAACCGGCCAUUAAGAGUCCGAAGCCUGAGGAAUCAGCCAAAGCAGAAGACACCAGAGUGUCGUUCAAAGCUGUUCAAACUGGAGAACAGCUGGUAGCGGCAGUGCAUGACGUUCAGGUAUCACCCAAGCAGAAAGUUGACGUUGCGCAGUGAUUUAAACUACUAAACAUUUGUGAUAAACGUGAUCGGAGCAGUAUGAAUGACAGAAAAACACAACGGAUCUCCUGCUGACAAAACUUCUGCUAAACGCUUCAAAAAAAAAACUGAAUUUGAUUGUAAAAAUACCAUUCAUGUACAAUUACAGAGAGUAAAAUGACAGUGACAUAAAAUACUCAAGAAAUAAAAUAAGCGAUUCUUUUGUCUACUAA
This is a messenger RNA of Wyeomyia smithii (pitcher-plant mosquito), 1687 nucleotides long. RefSeq lists its product as uncharacterized. NCBI's taxonomy places the organism in Eukaryota, Metazoa, Arthropoda, Insecta, Diptera, Culicidae. The transcript has 3 exons. Gene Ontology annotation, cellular component: chitin-based extracellular matrix. The coding region runs from base 321 to 1472 and encodes 383 amino acids. Gene Ontology annotation, molecular function: structural constituent of chitin-based larval cuticle. The record is from RefSeq and is a predicted model, not a curated record.